This is a messenger RNA of Amphimedon queenslandica, 1824 nucleotides long. Its product is annotated as putative ammonium transporter sll1017. The transcript has 13 exons. Gene Ontology annotation, cellular component: plasma membrane. The record is from RefSeq and is a predicted model, not a curated record. Bases 142 to 1698 code for a protein of 518 amino acids. Gene Ontology annotation, biological process: ammonium transmembrane transport; ammonium homeostasis. Lineage: Eukaryota; Metazoa; Porifera; Demospongiae; Haplosclerida; Niphatidae. Gene Ontology annotation, molecular function: ammonium channel activity.
GAAUAACAACCUAGUGUAAUACAAAUGAUGGCAUUAAUUUCACUAUUAACAUUUUAGAAACAUUUGGAUGCUUUUGCUAGUGCGUUUGGAUUCUUCUUCAUCGGGUUUGAUCUAAUAUCUCACUAUUCAUCUCCUCAAGAUAUGAAACCUCAGUUCUUUGAGAUAUCGGAUGCUGUCCUCUGGUUCUUUAAGUUUACAUUUGCUAGUAAUGCAGCCACUAUCAUUGGGGGCUGUCUAGUAACAAAUCGUUACAAGUUACGCCUGCCUGCUGCCUUUAUCAGUGCCUUUGUCAUUAGUGGCAUUGUUCAUCCUGUUGUUGCCCGUGUCAUAUGGUCGGACUAUCAGUCUUCUCUCUCUCCGUAUCGUUUUUGCAAUGAGAGCAAUGUGUCCCAGUCUUACAACUGUGAAGCUGAGAUGAGUCUACACAAAAGGCUUUAUAUCUUAGACUUUGCUGGUGGAGGAGCUGUACAUCUCUUAGGAGGCGUUGCUGGACUUCUGUUGUGUCUCCUAGCAAAAUUGAAUAAGUAUAUGGAUGACAAGGCUCAGUCAAACAGACCGCCUGGCGAACAGUCUAUUGUGGUUAGAGAAGAGCGCGAAGUUGUAAAGCCAGAAGGCUUUUGGGAUUGGAUGUAUCCAGUUCACGGAGGAGGAGAGAGUACCAACGAAGCUGCACUUGGUGUCUUUAUACUGUGGUUCUGCUGGUUUGCUUUUAACUGCGGCUCAACUGAAAGCAUUGAGUCUCAUGAAUACACUCCUUAUCCUUACCAUGCAAUGCCUUCUAUCAUUGCUGUCAACAUGAUAAUGGCUGCUGCUUCCGGUGGGAUUCUUGCAGUCAUGAUAGCAUCCUGGGCUCAGAUUCGUUCUCAGUCUGAGUCAAUGAAUGCAAAUGAGAUUGCUAAUGGCGUACUCUCUGCUCUGGUGGCCAUCACCUCUUCCUGUCCAUUUGUAGAGUACUGGGGAGCUUGUCUGAUUGGAGCCAUUGCUGUCAUAAUCUAUCAUGUUGGUUGCUGGUUGGAGUAUAAAUUGAAGAUUGAAGACACAGCUAGAGUUGUACCUGUUCAUGGCUUCUGUGGUCUCUGGAGCAUGUUAGCCGUCGCAUUGUUUGUGGUGACAAAAAAGUCACUUUGUAAUCUUCAUGCAACAUUUGAGGGUCUUUGCUACUGUAGCAUAAGAUUACCACCUCUGAACUUUGGUGAACGGCUUGCUGCUCAGUUAUUGGGUGCAACACUCAUGAUAGGUUUCACUGUGGCCAUAUGUGGGUUUAUGUAUGGGCUACUCUUCUUGAUACCAAUACCUAAAGUAAUACCAUCUCACUCUACCAGCAAGUAUGGAAAAUGCUGGAACUCUUGUCUGUUCUGGGUUUUUAAUAAGGUUUUUGGGCACAGUAACAUCAAACUUGAGGGGAAUCUCCUAUUUACUGGUCCAGGGGAGAUCCCAGAUCCCACAGCUCGCAUGAUGGGGAACCUAGCUCAAAGAGACAGCGAGAAUGUGCAUUUAUAUACGAGCUUAGAAAAAAAUGGAAGAGAAGGGAAUGGAGAUAAAAGGGAAGGAAAUGGAGGAACAGCAAAUUAUGGUACUGUGAAGGAGACGCUUGGUACAGUUGGAACACACAAUGAAUCGUACCGUCGUCCAGUGUCUCCAAUAACUGGAUCCUCUAGAAGCAGAGGGACUAAUGGCUCUGAUGAAUUGAUCUUAUAGAGUGUUAAGAUCGUGGAACAUUGUACUCUAAUGCUGUCAUUUGAGUGUGUGAUAUUAAUUAAUAAUAAUGACAUGCUUUAGCCUUCCUUACAUAUUAUAAUCUAUGCAAGCCAGAGCAUUAUUGCA